CUCCAACAAGGAUGACGUAACAGUGUGACGCAUAUCAGCACUUGAGUCGGACAGUGCGAUCAGAAAGCCUGCCAGCCAGUUUACAGAAGAGACAUACGGUGAGAACAGUCUCAGAAGGCAAGCAAGUUAAAAGCUAGUAGCCUACGAAAAUCCUCGAAGUCGCGCAAACCCGAGUAAUAACGAUUUACAGGACUGGACCAAAACUCCCCUGAGACAACGAGUGAGAGAGAGUAAAAGAAAGAAGCAGUAGAGAGAGGACACCGUGUACUCUGUGUGUCCCGUGCUCCUGGAAGAAGUUUCCUGUAGGCCCCAGAUCCAGGAUCAGCUGCCCAUCCUCCAAUCUCAAUCUUAAUCUCAGGAGGGAAGCACACAACUGAACUGAAAUCAGCAUCUAGAGGAUAACUUCCUCCUAAUCCUGGCGUUUCCUGGCGACAGGUGUUUUUGAUCUACUUCCAGGAUUAGCGAGAGGAGCCACAGCUAAUAGGCUACCAUGCACCGCAUAAGGACUACGGUUGUUAGGCUACGGCCUAUCGCGGCCCCCCAGACAGCCAAGAGCCAAUCACAGGCCAGGUUGGCAGCUGUGGGAGGGGCUUUGAGGACGUUUCAGCCAAUGAGGAGUUACACUGCGUCGGUGUCGGCCGAGCCUUUUCUGAAUGGGACUAGUUCUAAUUAUGUGGAAGAGAUGUACUACGCGUGGCUGGAGAACCCUAGGAGUGUACACAAGUCAUGGGAUAUUUUCUUCCGGAAUGCCAACGCGGGGGCGCCACCAGGCGCAGCCUAUCAGAGCCCUCCUCGUCUGGGUGGUGCUGCUCUGGGAUUGGCUAACGCCCAGGCGAUGGUCGGGGUGCAACCUAACGUGGAGAAGCUGGUGGAGGACCAUCUGGCUGUACAGUCGCUUGUACGAGCAUACCAGAUUCGGGGUCACCACGUGGCACAGCUGGACCCUCUGGGCAUCAUGGCUGCCAUCGACCCAGGCCCUCCCCCCUCUGACAUCAUCACCUCCAAUGACAAACUGGACCUCUCUGGGUAUAAAGAGCGCCUGUAUGAUCUUACUGCUGAAGAGUUCUAUGGUCUGGAUGAGUCCGACCUGGACAAGGUGUUCCGGCUCCCCACCACAACCUUUAUAGGGGGCAGCGAGAGCACUCUGCCCCUCCGAGAGAUCAUACAGCGCCUCGAGAUGGCGUACUGUCAGUCCAUUGGAGUAGAGUUCAUGUUCAUUAAUGACCUGGAGCAGUGCCAGUGGAUCAGACAGAAGUUUGAGAGGCCAGGCAUCAUGCAGUUCACCCUGGAGGAGAAGAGGACCCUGCUAGCCAGAAUGGUUCGAUCCACCAGGUUUGAGGAGUUCCUCCAGAGGAAAUGGUCAUCAGAGAAGCGUUUUGGCCUGGAGGGCUGUGAGUCUCUCAUCCCGGCCCUGAAGACCAUCAUCGACAAGUCCAGCAUGAACGGAGUGGAGAGCAUCAUCAUGGGCAUGCCUCACAGGGGGAGAUUGAAUGUGUUGGCUAAUGUGAUCCGUAAGGAGCUGGAUCAGAUCUUCUGUCAGUUUGACUCCAAGCUUGAGGCUGCUGAUGAGGGUUCUGGAGAUGUGAAGUACCACUUGGGGAUGUGGCACCGGAGGAUCAACCGGGUCACUGAUAGGAACAUCACACUGUCACUCAUGGCUAACCCUUCCCACCUGGAGGCUGUGGACCCCGUGGUGCAGGGCAAGACCAAGGCUGAGCAGUUCUACUGCGGGGACACAGAAGGCAACAGGGUAAUGUCCAUCCUGCUCCAUGGUGAUGCAGCGUUUGCAGGCCAGGGGGUUGUCUAUGAGACCUUCCACCUCUCUGACCUGCCCUCCUACACCACACAUGGCACUAUUCACGUGGUGGUCAACAACCAGAUUGGUUUCACCACUGACCCCAGGGUGGCGAGGUCAUCCUCUUACCCUACAGAUGUGGCCAAGGUGGUCAACGCCCCCAUCUUCCAUGUCAACGCUGACGAUCCCGAGGCUGUCAUGUACGUGUGUAAUGUCGCCGCCGAGUGGAGGGCGACCUUUCACAAGGACGUGGUCGUCGACCUGGUGUGUUACAGGCGUAACGGCCACAAUGAGAUGGACGAACCCAUGUUCACCCAGCCUCUGAUGUACAAGCAGAUCAAGAAGCAGAAAGGAGUCCUACAGAAAUACGCUGAGAAACUCAUAGCAGAGGGAGCUGUCACCAGACAGGAGUAUGAGGAGGAGAUUGCCAAGUAUGACAAGAUCUGCGAAGAGGCUCACGCUCGCUCCAAAGACGAGAAGAUUCUACACAUCAAACACUGGCUAGACUCACCCUGGCCCGGUUUCUUCAACAUGGAUGGCCAGCCCAAGAGUAUGACCAGUCCGUCUACAGGCCUGACUGAGGAGGAGCUGGGACACAUAGGACACAUUGCUUCAUCUGUCCCUGUGGAAGACUUCACUAUACAUGGAGGUCUGAGUCGUAUACUAAAGGGUCGUGCAGCGAUGGUGGGCCAGCGUGUGUGUGACUGGGCUCUAGGAGAGUACAUGGCCUUUGGUUCGCUGCUCAAGGAGGGGACACACAUACGUCUCAGCGGACAGGACGUAGAGAGAGGAACCUUCAGUCACAGACACCAUGUUCUCCAUGACCAGAAUGUAGAUAAGAGGAUCUGUAUUCCCAUGAACCACAUCGCUCCGAACCAGGCUCCAUACACUGUCUGUAACAGCUCUCUGUCAGAGUACGGAGUACUGGGUUUCGAACUGGGUUUUGCCAUGGCUAGUCCCAAUGCUCUGGUUCUGUGGGAGGCCCAGUUUGGGGACUUCCACAAUACAGCCCAGUGUAUCAUAGACCAGUUCAUCUGCCCAGGACAGGCCAAGUGGGUCAGACAGAACGGAAUAGUCCUACUGCUACCCCAUGGCAUGGAAGGAAUGGGUCCAGAGCACUCGUCAGCCCGACCAGAGAGGUUCCUGCAGAUGUGUAAUGAAGACCCGGAUGCAUACCCUAAAUUCUCUGCUGAGGAGUUUGCUGUGCGUCAGCUGUAUGACUGUAACUGGAUCAUAGUCAACUGCUCUACACCAGCGAACUACUUCCAUGUCCUCCGCAGACAAAUACUACAGCCCUUCAGGAAGCCUCUGAUAGUCUUCACCCCCAAGUCUCUCCUGCGCCACCCUGACGCCAAGUCCAACUUUGAUGACAUGCUGACAGGUACCCACUUCCAGCGUCUGAUCCCAGACAGUGGUCCUGUGUGUGAGAAGCCAGAUGGGGUGAAGAGGAUUGUGUUCUGUACUGGGAAGGUCUACUAUGAACUGACCCGAGAACGCAAGAACAGAGACAUGGAUAAUACUGUGGCCAUUGCACGCAUAGAGCAGCUCUCUCCCUUCCCGUUUGACCAGGUGAAGGUGGAGACAGAUCGUUAUCCCAACGCUGACCUGGUGUGGUGCCAGGAAGAGCACAAGAACCAGGGUUACUAUGACUACGUCAAACCCCGCCUCCGCACCACCGUUGACCGCACCCGCCCCGUUUGGUAUGCUGGUCGUGGGCCAGCAGCAGCUCCAGCUACAGGGAACAAAGCAGCUCACCUGGUGGAGUUACAACGCUUCCUAGAUACAGCUUUUAACCUGGACGCAUUCACUGGGCAGUCCUAACACGCUUAUACUAUAAACCCUAUGCCCUAUACCCCUCAAUCUCAACUCUGGACCUCCCAGUCAGUUCCACUGCGUUUUUUCAUUGUCCCCUCUAAUCAGGGACUGAUUUAGACCUGGGACACCAAGUGGGUGAUUCCCCUCUAAUCAGGGACUGAUUUAGACCUGGGACACCAGGUGGGUGAUUCCCCUCUAAUCAGGGACUGAUUUAGACCUGGGACACCAGGUGGGUGAUUCCCCUCUAAUCAGGGACUGAUUUAGACCUGGGACACCAGGUGGGUGAUUCCCCUCUAAUCAGGGACUGAUUUAGACCUGGGACACCAAGUGGGUGAUUCCCCUCUAAUCAGGGACUGAUUUAGACCUGGGACACCAGGUGGGUGAUUCCCCUCUAAUCAGGGACUGAUUUAGACCUGGGACACCAGGUGGGUGAUUCCCCUCUAAUCAGGGACUGAUUUAGACCUGGGACACCAGGUGGGUGAUUCCCCUCUAAUCAGGGACUGAUUUAGACCUGGGACACCAGGUGGGUGAUUCCCCUCUAAUCAGGGACUGAUUUAGACCUGGGACACCAGGUGGGUGAUUCCCCUCUAAUCAGGGACUGAUUUAGACCUGGGACACCAGGUGGGUGAUUCCCCUCUAAUCAGGGACUGAUUUAGACCUGGGACACCAGGUGGGUGAUUCCCCUCUAAUCAGGGACUGAUUUAGACCUGGGACACCAGGUGGGUGAUUCCCCUCUAAUCAGGGACUGAUUUAGACCUGGGACACCAAGUGGGUGCAAUUAAUUAUCUGGUAGAACAGAAAACCAGCAGGCUCCGGACCUCGUAGGGCAAGAGUUGAAUGAAUACCACCGACCUAUACACCACACACUACCCUUACCUCACAUGCUGAAGUUACACUGCUUUUUAGUCAGGUUUUAACCUGGAUGUAUACACUUGAGUCUUAGUAGACUUAUACCCUAGACUCUAACCCCAACACCCUUAAUCCUACUCGUAUCCCUAAACCAGCAUAAACUGGAUAGUCUUAACACACUUACCCUGAACCCUCAUUCAGUUUCUCUAUAUUAUUUAUAUAUCAAGACACACUAUGAACUAUCUGCUAUGAAAGACCUUAGAUCCAAUGAUACGCACACCGACUGACCGUAGGUCCUCUUGCACUGUUGAGGGAUAUAGGGAAAUGUCCAUGCAAUUUGACAAUGGAUCCAUUUUAAGAGGAAUGCCCUCCAUUUUCCUCUCUCACUUUCUAUCUCUCACUACUCAUUCUCCAUUUUCCUCUCUCACUUUCUAUCUCUCACUACUCAUUCUCCAUUUUCCAUCUCUCACUUUCUAUCUCUCACUACUCAUUCUCCAUUUUCCUCUCUCACUUUCUAUCUCUCACUACUCAUUCUCCAUUUUCCUCUCUCACUUUCUAUCUCUCACUACUCAUUCUCCAUUUUCCUCUCUCACUUUCUAUCUCUCACUACUCAUUCUCCAUUUUCCUCUCUCACUUUCUAUCUCUCACUACUCAUUCUCCAUUUUCCUCUCUCACUUUCUAUCUCUCACUACUCAUUCUCCAUUUUCCUCUCUCACUUUCUAUCUCUCACUACUCAUUCUCCAUUUUCCUCUCUCACUUUCUAUCUCUCACUACUCAUUCUCCAUUUUCCUCUCUCACUUUCUAUCUCUCACUACUCAUUCUCCAUUUUCCAUCUCUCACUUUCUAUCUCUCACUACUCAUUCUCCAUUUUCCAUCUCUCACUUUCUAUCUCUCACUACUCAUUCUCCAUUUUCCUCUCUCACUUUCUAUCUCUCACUACUCAUUCUCCAUUUUCCUCUCUCACUUUCUAUCUCUCACUACUCAUUCUCCAUUUCUCUCUCACUUUCUAUCUCUCACUACUCAUUCUCCAUUUCUCUCUCACUUUCUAUCUCUCACUACUCAUUCUCCAUUUCUCUCUCACUUUCUAUCUCUCACUACUCAUUCUCCAUUUUCCUCUCUCACUUUCUAUCUCUCACUACUCAUUCUCCAUUUUCCUCUCUCACUUUCUAUCUCUCACUACUCAUUCUCCAUUUUCUCCAUCCCUCUCUUCCUGUUUUAACCCUCUUUCAUGUAUUCUUCCCAUUCAUCAUCUCUUUCAUUCCCCUCUUAUUCUUUCUCUCUCCUUGACCACUCACCUCCUUCUCUUUUCUCCUCCUCCCUACUUUUCCCUCUCUUCCACCUCCUGUGCCAAAUGUAAACAAACUGUUGGGAGAUGAUAAAUUACUAUUAUAUUAUAUAAAAACAGUGUAUAAGCUUUGCUAGUAACUUAUGAAGAGACAAGGUAAAAAUGCCUACUGGUCUGGUGGGGAUCUCUUUCGGACUAAGUAAAGGAUUUAUUUAUUUUCGCAUAGUGUUCUGUUUGUUCUUUAAUCAUUUAUUCAUUCAAUAAAGACAUUGUUGGUGU
Messenger RNA from Oncorhynchus keta (chum salmon), 6023 nucleotides. RefSeq names its product 2-oxoglutarate dehydrogenase complex component E1-like. Gene Ontology annotation, biological process: tricarboxylic acid cycle. The record is from RefSeq and is a predicted model, not a curated record. Lineage: Eukaryota; Metazoa; Chordata; Actinopteri; Salmoniformes; Salmonidae. Gene Ontology annotation, cellular component: oxoglutarate dehydrogenase complex; mitochondrion. The transcript has 24 exons. Gene Ontology annotation, molecular function: thiamine pyrophosphate binding; oxoglutarate dehydrogenase (succinyl-transferring) activity. The coding region runs from base 491 to 3616 and encodes 1041 amino acids.